Molecule: messenger RNA, 6789 nt
Organism: Cataglyphis hispanica
Lineage: Eukaryota; Metazoa; Arthropoda; Insecta; Hymenoptera; Formicidae
Gene: CrebA
Product: cyclic AMP response element-binding protein A
Exons: 7
Coding region: 2400-3680 (426 amino acids)
Biological process (GO): regulation of transcription by RNA polymerase II
Molecular function (GO): DNA-binding transcription factor activity, RNA polymerase II-specific; cAMP response element binding
Source: RefSeq, a predicted model, not a curated record
UAGAGCCAUACAACACGCGAUAUAUUCCGUAGAUUGUUCGGAUAUUAUUAGAGCAUAAAUGAUCAUCGCAGGGACAUGUAUUGUGCAUGUAUAUAUAUUGUAUGUAUGUUGCGAGAUAAUUGUAAAAUCGAUAGAGAGGCUAUAUCGAUGUAGAUGAGUCGAUGUAGCAAACAGACCGAGUUAAAUUGUCGCAACAAUGUACGCUGUAAUUUUAUACAUUCUGCGCAGAGGGUCGCGCAGAUGAUUUCUGUCGCUACUGUUGCGACGCAGAAACGCAUCUCGAAGUAUCGUCAGAGUCUCAUCCUAACGAGAACGAUGGUGGACAAAGAAGUAAGACCUCUUUCCGCUGAUUGAAUAUCCGGCGUCGGUGACUUGGAUUUUAUCUGACAUAAACUGCAUUGCAAAUUGCAAAUAUAAUUACAUAAUACAACGGAUAUAGAAAUUUCCACACCUGUGGGAGAACCACUUGAUUUAGAAGUGUAUCUAUUAUUUUCAUUCAUCGCUUUACAUAGAAUAAUGAUUGUGCAGUUUUGAUCUAUUGUUUACAAUAAAUAUUGAACAUGUAACGUCAGACAGACUUGCAACUAUGUAGCGUGUUUUGGCACAUUUAGUGCCAAAUGCGCAAAUGAAAAUCUAUAUCGAAAAUAUUAACAAAGCUGCGCAAAAUUUAAAGUUUGCAUAUUGUAUAUUUCUUUUAUUUAGUAUAGCAAACUUGGCCUUUUUCCUUAAAUUAAUUUUUGAAUUAUAAAUAGCUGAAAAUGAGGAAUUUUUCGUGAAAACUGAGUUACAAUAUAUAUAAGAUAUAUAACAAACUUAUUUUCUAGACAAUUUAAAUUGAAAAUACUUGUUAUUAAAAUGUAAACAUUUCCACACAAAAAAUAGCAUUAUAUUAUUUGAUAAAAAAAAUUGAUAUUUGAUAAAAAAAAUUCGAUACAGAAGAAAAUACGUUUCCAAGCUGGUAUAUUCUGUUUUGCAUAUUAGAAAAAAAGAAACAAUAUUUAGAAAGUGCAACUAAACGAACAGAUUAUAAGGAAUUAUGUUUUCAUUGGUCGUAAUCAAGUAUCGUAGUCGUAGUCAAUUUACCUCAGAAUCAAAUGCAUGCAUAUUCCAAUGCGCUCAGUUGCGUGUGUGUGUGUAUGUGGGUGGGUGCAUCGAUUGCCCGCAUUGCUUUCUUCACCCGCAUACCGUUAGAUCCAUUAAUCCCAUGCUAUUAUUAUCGUGCUGCCGUAUAUUCCCGUCUUUUGCUUUACGAAUCGGAGCGGCAAAUAAAUUGCUUCUUUCAUACCGAACGCUUCAAAGAAAGAUUCUCCAUUUUUGAAAGCAAAAUGCAAUCAACGAAAGCAUUGUUCACCAAUCACAAAAGUUAUGUAAGUUAAUCUUUCUCUCUCUCUCUCUCUCUCUCUUUCUCUUCCCCCCUUCUCUCUCACUCUCUCUCUCUCUCUCUCUUUCUCUUCCCCUCUCUUUCUUUUCCUUUUCUCGCGCCCAUUUCCCACGCAUUAUCUUAUCGUUCUCUCGCGUCUCACCCGAACAAUUUGUCGACCUCGUUUCCCAUUUCCCGUCACAGACGUUUCCUGCGGAGUCUCCUGGUUGCCGACAUAUCGCUGGGGCGAUUUCGCGGUGGUUGCGCGCGCUUUUAAAAAUUCAUCCGGCUAUGCACGUCACAGCUGAUAAAACUGCGCGCGCAACGUCCCCGGCCAUUCACUGUCAGCUGAUAACUCACUACGCUAGUAACAGGUGGUUCAUCGCGAUUGGCCGAGCGACGGCGAUUAAAGUGCCUCGGCGGCGCCAGCACGUGCGGCCCCGCUUGCCGCUGGUCGCUGGUGGCCCGCAUUCACGCGGAGAACGUUGUUACGCGCGCAUUACAUCCGACGAGCAACCCUCUCGGUGUCACCGGUCGCGUUCAGCCGCUCUCACCGACCGACGGAUCAGAUCGCGCCAUCGGGGUUCGAAAAAUCGAUAGCUGCGUGUAUAUUCGUGCGUGCGUGCGUACGGCGAGAUUUCGCAGUCGCACGAUUGGCGGCUCCGCAAACUCGUAGGUGUGGGGCUAUCGAUCCCCGCGCUGUCCCGCUUUCUUGCCGCGUUCAUUGGCGCCUACAUCGCCGUCGCCGUUGCAUCGUGCCGUAUACUCGAGCUGCUGGCUCAAAUAUAGUGUAUUGUGCCUUAAUACGAUAGUUAGUCCCCUGUGAUUUCACUGCGCGCCGGAGGUCAACGAGAGAGGUUUUCCUUUCUUCCCCUCCACUCGAUCGAUAUCUAGCAGUUUGCGAGAUUAUAAGGAUGCUGAAUUUCCGUGGCGACAGCAUGUCGGCCCUUUAAUUUCCUUCGUCCUUCAUGGACGGAUAUCAUGUUCGUUUGACCGGCGACGCUUAUAUUACUCGGAAAGCUAAAGGAAACAAAAUAUCAUGGCAUUUUUCGACGUGGGACCGGGCGACCUCAAGGAAUUAUGGGAGUCCUAUCUCUCCGACCCGAUACUCAGCCAGGAUGUCUUAAUGAGUACCAAAGAAGAGGAAUGGGGUAAUAGCCUUAGGGAUAGCGUAGUCCUGAGAGAUCGGUUAAUGACAGAUGCAGCUCUCGGUGGACCACGACCGAUAAAAUCCGAACAUAGUUACAGUCUUUUGGCUCACAGUCCUCCUCCGAGCCCAGCCACGCCAGGAGUUAAUCCUCACACGCCCAAUUCGGGUUCCGGCGCGGUUGGCUCCACUACUAGUUCCUCCAUCGAUUUUGCCAAUCUGGAUCAGAAGUCUCUCGAUAUUCGCAGAAUCGAUGAUAUGGAAGACGAAUGUUUUCCGGCUAUUUCGAUAAGCAGCACCUCGAGCCGCGUCGAAUCGUCGUCGUCGCCGUCGUCGUCAUCUACCUCGACCGUAAUCCUCAAAAGAAACAACCUAGUACCUGAAGAUAACGAGUGUCCGGAAAUCAAGGGCGAACCUAUUAGCGCGCCGGCCAGUCCCUGCGCGCCUUGUCAAUCGAACUGCGACAUGGUCGACGAUAAGAGUACGAUAACAAUAGUGUCACCGCAGAGUUUCCACUUUGCCAAAACUCAGCUAUCGCAUAUGAGUGACAGCGAGGAGGAUGACGAAGAGUAUUAUCAGAUGGAGAUCGAAGAGUACGGCGUAAUCUGCGAAGGGAAGGAGACGACUUUACGUGCGUCGAGACAGGGGUUGCCACCGACGCCACCCAGCAGCGCAAGCUCCGAUAGCGAGGGUACCGCUUCCGCUUCCUGCUCGCCGGAGCGCCGAGAUUCCCAGACAUCUACGCAGAAUCUCAGGGGCUUACUGGCGCCGAGGCUUUACGUCACCAAUGGCACUCACACCACCAGACAGCCCAUUCAUACGCCUCUGAUUUCCUGUCAACCGAAAGGAUCGACGGGCGUGUUGACAUUGACGGAAGAAGAAAAGAGAACUUUGAUUGCCGAGGGUUAUCCAGUGCCUACAAAACUUCCUCUGACGAAACAAGAGGAGAAAUCUUUGAAGAAAGUGCGAAGAAAAAUUAAGAAUAAGAUAUCGGCACAGGAAUCGCGUAGAAAAAAGAAAGAAUAUAUGGACGGCUUGGAGAGGCGAGUCACGAUGUUGACAAAUGAGAAUUCCUCCUACAGAGAUAGGCUGAAUUCCUUGGAGGACACGAAUCGUGAAUUACUCAAAGAGUUGCAACGUCUUCAGGCCCUGCUGCAGCUACAACAAUCUUAGAUUUAUUUGUCUUUUAACGGCUCAAGUCUACAUUUGAUAUCAUCGAAUUUUAUUUCUGAUGAUAUCGGGUAUUUCAAGAAAUUGAUUUUACUUAGCUCCUACGAAUAUUGCAACGAUAACGUUGUUCACGAAUGUGCUUCUUGAUAUUAUUCCGAGGAAUUGAAAAUUAUAAAGCCUCGAAACAGAUUUUAGAUUUUCAAUACGGAUUUAUUAUCCGUUUUUUGCCUAUUUGCUCUUCCAUAUACAGAGACUAUUAUUCUUACAAUUGUCCUUUCUUUAUUCAAUAAAGAGGAUUCGAGAGACGUCAUUGAUAAGAGCGAUUUGCUAUUGCUAAGUCACAGAUUUAAACAGAGUAUAUUUUUAGGGAUUAGUGCAAUUUCUUUACAUUCCUAGAAUGUCUUCCUCAUACACACGACGAAGUUUUUUGCAGCGCAGCCGCGACUGAAGAUUUACAGUGAGUAAAAGUCUGCAAAUGGCUUCAGUGUUUCCUGGCAACAAUUAAGGCUUUUAACACCAAUAUAUAUAUGUAUAUUCUUAUAUAAUGAUUAUAUAUAUACAUUACUAUAUCUUUUGCUAGAUUAUAUUUUCGCCAGGAGUGCCUUUACGGACAUUAUUUUCAUCUUUUUUCCACAAUUUGUAUUGCAAAUCAGAGAUCAUUUAGACUAAUUUAUUUCUCACUAUUGUAUAUUAAAUACAAGUUUUUUUUUUUAACUUUAAUAAGGCGUAUAAGAAAUAUGAGGAUUUAAUAUUUCAGCCAUACAAUGUGUUACAAAAGUCAGUUAUUGAGCAUUGCCUAACUCGAUGCAACAAGAAAUUUCGAAAGAAAAAAUUCCCAAAUGUAAAUGGCCUUCUGAUUAUUCGCUUUAUUGUACUUUGAAAAUAAUGACGAUAUUUUAAACCGUUUGAGACUCGAAGAAAUAUUCCUGGUAUUUAAAAUAGAGAGAGAAUAUAUAUUUAGUCUCCUUUGACACAGAGUUAAAAGGUUUUCCGUGUGCAUAUACAUGAUAUACAAAAUAUAAUAUAUGAUACAUUUUAAUAGUUAAAAAGAGGAAACUAGGAUUAUAUAUUAAUACUGUGACAUGAAAGUAAAUUCGACACUAACGACAAAAUGAUUGCAUUUACAUUAUUUUGAAAAGAUAUCUAGUUGUACAAUAAUUAUAUAUCAUGUAGAUCGCGACUUGGUGAAACCAAUUCCAUAUCAAGUCGACGAUAUUACUAUUUUCUUAUAGGAUACUAUCAUUAACGCCAACAGACGUUAGAUUGAUCGGCUUCUAAGAUGAUCGAUCGUGCGCAACGACAAUUUAUUUCGCGCCAAUUUGAAGCGUGUAAGGAAUAUUUAUAAGAUAGAAGUUCACGGAUGUAGGAUAUGUGUUUUGCUCGUCCACACGAUAAACCGUCUAAAAUCCACGUUACAUUUGCAAGUCAAUACAAGUAGAUUAUGCGGCGGCUGGCUUUUUACUGUCGUUCAUAUACACGGAGACGGUCGAGAGAGAAUUGUAGGAUCCUUAUUUCGUGACCGUUCUCAAAGUUAUAUUAUAUUAUAUAUUUGUAAUUUAAGGCCGAAGUUAAUCGAACGUCAUCGUGCGUGGAGAACCCGUCCGCUUUAUAUCAUCAUCGAUACUCUUGUUUUCUUCGUAAUUUUCUUUCACAAUUAUAGCAUAAGAUCGCGCGAGAUUGUGCUUCCUAUAAAGAUAAAUCUCGCGUUUACUUACCGCAUGAAAGUUGUGGAAAGGGACCAAUGCGCACAAAACAAAAAAAACUCUAUUUUUCCCCUUUUUUUCACUUAAUUGCCAAAUAAUUAUUAGAUUUUAAUAUUGUAUUGCGUGACCAAGAGAUGAUGAUGAUGAGAAAGAGAAAGAGAAAGAGAGAGAGAGAGAGAGAGAGAGAUUCGUAUUAAAGGAUCACACAUACCUCGCAUGAGUGUUUACGGAAUGAAUAGCGAUUAUCGUUGUACUAAUAUUAUAUCACUUAACGUUUCGAUAACACAUGAUUCUCCAAUAAUUCAGCGCAAAAUGCGUACGUACAUAGGAAUGGCUACACAAAAUCAUCUAUUUAUAUUCUAGAGAUUUAUAUAUACUUUUAUUUAUACUUUUAAUAAUUAAAAGUAAAUUACUCCAUUCUCAUAUUUUCACUUGAACAUCUUUGGCAAAUUAAAAUUGAUCCAAACUCAUCAAAAUUAUUAAAAUGCAAAAUCUUUAUUGCUAAUUUUUGUCUUUUGCAAAUUAUACUAUGCAUGUAAUAAAUUAUAAUUUUUAUGCAAAAGAAUUCAAUACAACUUUAAAUCGAUGCCGGCUCUUUACGAAGAUUGCUUCUAGAAAAAUGCAUAGAGAAAACUUCCAAAUAUAUAUCGCCGAAGGAAAGUCAAUGAAAAAGUCAAUAAAUGUAACAAGUGAUAGUAAUCGAUUAACGUACAUGUGAAUGGAAAGGCACUUUUCAUAUAUCUUGCGGACUUUAUAAGCACUGAUGAGAGGGAUCAGAGACUUGCAUCUUUUCGUCUGCAUAUAAAUACAUAUUCGGUUUUAAUUCGUUACACGCGCGUAUGAUAAAGAAGAGAUCAUAUAUCUGUACAAAGCAGCAGAAUAACAAUUUUUAUCGAAAAUAGAGAGAGUUAAUAUAUUCUACGAAUGGAACUUUAGAAAUGAUUAUAUAUACAUUAAUAUAAUAUACAUUGUAUAUAUAGAUGAUAUAUUUUACGACAAAUUACAUAAACGUUCGAAAUGAUGAAGGAAAUUGUACCGUUGUCUGUUUAUAAUACAUUUAUCAUUAUCACGACUCAUCAUUAUCACGAUUUAUCAUUUAUAUCUUAUACGCGAUUCAAAUGCCGUACGUCUAUAUAUAUACCAUGUAACUAGACGUUUAUAUUUAUCCAGAGAGUCCUUAUAUAUUAACGAAGAUAUAUAAAUAUAUAUAAAUAUAUAUAUACAUAUAUAUAUAUAUAUAUAUAUAUAUAUACAUAUAUAUAUUACAUUAUUCGACCAUGUCGAAUUUACAUGUGCGUAUAAUUUGUCUACGCGAUAAAGCGCGGCAGCCACGUGAUUGAUGCAACACGCGGUGCUGCAGCUUCGAAUGGAUGUUGUCCGACAAUAAGAAAUAAAUAUUUGUGAGCUAA